Messenger RNA from Fusarium redolens, 1536 nucleotides. Its product is annotated as heterokaryon incompatibility protein-domain-containing protein. The transcript is spliced from 2 exons. The record is from RefSeq and is a predicted model, not a curated record. Lineage: Eukaryota; Fungi; Ascomycota; Sordariomycetes; Hypocreales; Nectriaceae. The coding region runs from base 103 to 1503 and encodes 466 amino acids.
GUAUCCAUUUGUGAAAGAAGCUUAAUACUCCGACGACCAUUACAUAGGAAUGUUGCAAGUCCAGAAGUCUUUUCAUCCGCCACAAAAGUGAUAGAGGUUUGCAUGAGACCAGAUGCACCAAGCCGUGGCCAUCAAAAGUGUCGAUACUCAAGAGACAUCGUCCUUCCUACGCGCGUAAUAAAAAUCAGCAGUCAGACUGCACAGCUACAGAUAAACCAGACAGAGACUCGGGGGUCAUAUCUUGCCUUGAGCUACUGUUGGGGUAAACCGGACCCAAAAAAGCAAAGUCGGCUAUCAGAACUACGCCUGAACAACGAGCAAGAUCUACUAAAAGAGAUCAAACUUGAAGAGUUGGAGCAGUCUGUCCAAGAUGCAAUUCGCGUAACCAGAGAACUGGGGUUUGUCUAUCUCUGGGUGGAUAGACUGUGCAUCGUUCAAAACUGUCCCGAAGACAAGAGAAAAGAAAUCUCCAAGAUGGCGACAACGUACAAGAACGCAGCGAUCACGUUGGCUGCUGGGACUGCGACAAGAGCAUGUGAAGGAUUCUUGGGAAGCUUGCCUGACAAGAGUCCUACGUAUCUGCCGGAGCAUAAGUUCGACAUACCGAUGAAGGACGGUCGUAUUGGAACUGUCUAUCUGUCAGGAAACCCGUAUCAGCUCGAUCAUCCCCUUGACAAAAGGGGCUGGACUCUUCAGGAGUAUAUGCUGUCGUCCCGGAUGCUCAUUUUCUCAGACUACCAACUCCUUUGGCAGUGCCAGGAGACCGAACUGCAGAGUGUCACGGGAAAUAAUGCAGGUAUAGAAUAUCAACAGCAUCUUGAGUCAUUACCGUGGGCUUCUUUCGACGACGAGGGUGAGCCGUCCUACGGAACGCAUGAUUCGGAGAAACUAUAUCUGUGGAAGACCAUAAUCAUUCAAUACACACGAAGAGAACUAAAGGAUCCCGAAGAUAGACUACCGGCGGUCACGGGUAUCACAGCUGAAUUACAAAAGGUUUGGCGGGACUCGCAUAUCUACGGUCACUGGGAGCGAUGGUUCAUUCAACUUCUGGCUUGGUACAAGCCAGAUAACGAUAGAGUAGGGAAAAGACAUCUCAAAAGAGCUCCCAGCUGGUCCUGGGUUUCAGUCAAUGGUGGGAUCCGAUACGAAGACCCGAUAGAAAUCGAGGACGCGAAGAUCGAGAUUCUGACAGCAGCCAAGGUUAGACUAUCCUGCCGGAUACUUCAGUUCAGCGAUAUAGAUCUUCCUAAGCGGUGCACGCUGUCAACGAGGUUGGAUCUUGUUGAAUCAGCUUCGGAUAUGGAAUUCACGGGGAGGAAAUGCGAGUAUCUUCUCCUGGGUAAAGCCGGCAGCUAUCAUGAAGAACAGAGCGGACUGGCUUUGAUCAUACUCAAAACGCCCGGUGGAAGUUAUAGGAGAGUCGGUUUAGCGCUGUUUGAAGAUAUGGCAGUUUGGAAUGGCGUCAAGUUCCAGAUUAUUGAUCUGGAGCCGAAGGAAAAGUAGGUCAGCGGUUCAAAGACUUUUUAACUAUCUAGU